Messenger RNA from Conger conger (European conger), 942 nucleotides. Its product is annotated as olfactory receptor 4B13-like. NCBI's taxonomy places the organism in Eukaryota, Metazoa, Chordata, Actinopteri, Anguilliformes, Congridae. Gene Ontology annotation, molecular function: olfactory receptor activity; G protein-coupled receptor activity. Gene Ontology annotation, biological process: G protein-coupled receptor signaling pathway. Gene Ontology annotation, cellular component: membrane. The coding region runs from base 1 to 942 and encodes 313 amino acids. The transcript has a single exon. The record is from RefSeq and is a predicted model, not a curated record.
AUGGACAAUGUAUCCACGGUGACAUCUGUGAAACUGACCGGCUUUUAUGAAAUGGAAGACCUGAAAUACCUAUACUUUAUCAUUUUUCUUCUUGCGUACAUUACCACUGUUGCCGAAAAUAUAAUUCUUAUUGUGGUAAUUUAUGUUGAGAGAGCUCUACAUGAACCAAUGUAUAUUUUUCUGUGUAAUUUGGCAUUUAAUGAAUUGUAUGGCAGCACAGCUUUACUACCCCCCAUUCUGAGUAAUUUAAUGUCAAACACUCAUGAAGUAUCUCUGUCCAGCUGUCAAGCACAGAUAUAUUGCUUACACACAUAUGCAAUAACUGAAUUCACUAUUUUAGCAGUGAUGGGUUAUGACAGGUAUGUUGCUAUUUGUCACCCCCUCCAGUAUCACAGCAUCAUGUCUGCUUCAAAAGUGUGCAUGUUUAUUUCAUUCUCUUGGCUUUAUCCACUUAUCGCUUUUGGUGUGUUUUAUUCAAUAGCACUGCAACUCAUUUUUUGUGGAAGCAAUAUAGAGAAGAUAUACUGCACAAACUAUUCACUGAUUAAGUUGUCAUGUAUGGAUACAACCAUUGUUAGCAUUGUUGGGUUAGUUUCCCUGGUUGCUUACAGUUUUCCUCAGCUUGCAAUUAUAAUUUACUCCUAUAUACAUAUUCUUAAGAUCUGCAUAUCCUCCUCCAAAGGAACACAAAUGAAAGCACUGAAAACAUGUAUUCCCCAUUUACUAGCUUUGAUUAACUACUCAGUUGGAUGUUUUUUUGAAAUAUGCCAAAGCAGGUUCACAUUUAAUCUACAUUAUGGACCUCGUCUUUUCUUGUCCCUGUACUUUUUGAUUUUCCCCCCUUUACUAAAUCCUGCCAUAUAUGGAAUGAGCAUUCAAGCUAUAAGAGUUAGGAUUUUUAGACUGUUCAAAGUCAAGAUGACAAUAAUUUUAGACACAUAA